AUGGCGGGCUUCAGUGCUAUGGGCUGUGGUCACGAGGACACGCCGUGGUUCAUGGGGUUUGUAAAUGCCAGCUCAGCUGCGUCUGUCCGUCUAUACGAGGCUGUGGAUGUCAGUGACCUUGACCCGGAGUGUGUGCGUGUGUUACAGGCUGGGGUACCUUUCAUCAUGGAAGUCUCUGGAAGCCUCGCUGGGGACCCCAGAAAGCCCACAGAUGUCACCGUCUCCAACCCCGUCUCCAAACUCUCCUCCAUUUUAAAUCUCUCUGUCCUGCGGUCCUCCCCCGAGGGGUUGGUAAUAUCUCUGCUACACGGCCGCCAGGGAGCGCCCUCCUGCGUCCCCUCUCAAUACACGGUCUCUGAAAGCGGCAACGUGGAGGCCGCGUACCUGGGAGACUCUGUCACACUGCAGGCGGUUACAAGUGGAGGUCUCAUAGCGGAGCUCUUCCGGUGGUUUACUCAGAGGAAGACCCAGAGAAAGGUAGAGACGGAGGAGAGGGAGGUCAUACGGUCACAGAGCAGCACUGCGCUGAGCGUUGGUCAGGACAUCUCUGUUCAACUGGAGUUGUUCACCACCAUCAGACAGCUGCUUCUCUUCAACCUCAAACUGAAGGCUGACAAAGAACACAUCUAUGGCCGUAAUGAUGACCGCAGCAGAAAUGGCAAUGAUAGCACUGACAGUGACAAUACCAGUGGCAAAACUAAUCACGGUAAUGGCCACACCUCUGGCUCUGUUAAAAACAGUCAAAGUGACAAUAAUGACCACAAGAACCACUAUUUCAUCAGAAAACAGGACAACAGCUAUGACCACUCUCUCAGCCAACACCACAGUAACAAUAACCCACCUGACAAGAAUGUCUUUUGUAUGACUAACAUAAUAUAUAACCAAAGCCACGGCCAUGAUGGUGUUGACCGUAGUAACCCAUCCCUUUUCCAAAUCCAUACACAGCCCCUGGCUGCUGAUCCGCUCCACUUCAGCCCUGUCCACCUCAUUCAUAGCCCAUCCAGCUGCCAUCUACACCUCCACCUUCCCUUCCAACUCCCCACCAUUGCGGGGCAUUAUCAGCUCUCGGUGUAUGUUUCCUCCAUGACCGAUCCUUCAUCAGUGCUGCUCUCCACUGAUCUACCUCAUGCACUGGUAGUGUAUGAUCACAUACAGAGCCUGUGGCCCUCGAGAAGUUGGAGAACAGUAGUUCCUACCCAAUCAGAUCUCCACCUGGAGGUCAUGAGCCAUGCCAACCGUAUGGAGUCUGGAACGCUUUGGACUGUCAUUUUGAACGGUGACAUUUUGGUCAACAGAACGACUGAGGACUGGAACACAAACAUGUCUCUUCAAAUAGCCGGAUGUUAUCAGGUUACAGUCAAGGCUUUUAACCCAGUCAGCUGGGCUUUGUUCACUAUAACCAUCCUGGCCCAAAUUCCAGUUGGAGAGUUAAUGUUGACUGUUCCAAGUGUGGUCCAAGUAAAACAGCCAACUUCCAUUUGGUUUACCAUCACAGCAGGCUCAAACAUGACUGUGGCCCUACUGGUGAAUGGAAGUAUGCUGUACCAAAACACCAGUUACACCACUGAAGAGGAGGCAGAAGUGGUUCUGCUUUUUGACCAUAGUGGAAUAGCAGAGGUUUGGCUUAGAGCUGACAACAUGGUCUCCUCUAAAAACAGGAGUAUAAGUGUAUGUGUCAGGAGGAGCAGUGAGCCGUUGCCACCACAGAGCAUCAAUACAGAUUGGCCACCACCCACCAGUCAAAGUCUGAUACACAACCUGGAUGUCAAUGCUGUGAGGAUCUAUACAGCAAAGCAGACUUAUCCCACAAACACAGACAUAACCUUCCUGGUCAAGGCUAAUGUAUCUGGACGAUUGAAGUUCCUCUGGAGUUUUACAGACUCCAGGUACAUCAGAACCACCUCAACCACCAUUACCACAAGAUUCCGGACUCCCGGCAGGUACAGUGUAACAGUAACAGCAUCCAACAGCCGGAGGUCCUUCCUCUCUGAGCCAUUUCCUCUGGUCAUCCAGCGAGCGGUGCGAAUCAACAGGCUGGUGCACCCUGCCUCAGUCCUGCUGAACCGGACGACAGCGUUGAGAUGCCGGGUCAACGCCGGGACCAACCUCACCUACCUCUGGAACUUUGGAGAUGGAACCUUCAGGCGGGGCUGGAACACAGAACACCACAUUUUCCACAGGGUGGGAGAGUUCACUGUGGAAGUGACUGUGUUUAACCUGGUCAGCUCUGCCUCUCUGAGCAGUCAGAUUUUUGUGGUAGACCGCCCCUGCCAGCCACCACCUGUUAAAAACAUCGGGCCUCCAAAGAUACAGGUGUGGAGGUAUGAGGUGGUUCGUCUAGGGGUGACCUAUGAGAGUGACAUUGACUGUGACAUGUCAUGGGGGCUUCAUUAUACCUGGACGCUGUAUAACUCCACAGGCCAGGCUUUCCCAUUGCCCUACAUUGAAACACACAGACAGAGCAUUACACUGCCAAGCCACCUCUUGCACUACGACACCUAUACCGCCGUAGCCAGGGUUCAAGUUGUGGGCAGCGUGGUGUACAGUGUCUACACGGUGCGAGUGGAGGUGGUUCCCAGCCCUCCUGUGGCCUUCAUCCAAGGUGGCACCAACAGCUUCAUUAAUAUCAAGAAGAUCGCCAACGUAACACUCGACGGUCAGCUAUCUUAUGACCCUGACUUCCCCACAAAUCCCCUCAGUUACAGCUGGAGUUGUAAGCCAGUUAGUGCCAUUAUCAGCUCCUGUUUUGACCAGUAUGUUCCAGCAUCCCUCUCCAUCCUCACAUUUCCUAUCAGUUCCUUGAAACCCAACUUUGACCAGUUCCGGUUUACGCUCACCAUCCACAGCAGGGAGUAUUCAGUUUCCACAGAGACUUUUCUGACAAUCACCCCAAACCUGUUUAUGAAAGUGUCUGCGUAUUGUCUCCAGUGCCAUGGAGAGCACAUCAACUCGGAUAAAGCCUUCUCUGUCAGCGCUGAGUUUCAGAGCUGCGGCGUUGGCCCCAAACAUAUCCAAUACAGUUGGAGCCUCUUCCUGGUUAAUGCCUCCUCUAAACCCAUCAUAGAAGUCCCAUUUUGUCAGCUUGUGGAUCUCAGCGCUCCCUCCAAUGUCAUUGAGGACCCUGCUGCUCCUUAUCUGCCUCUUGAGGCUUCCCUUUUGCCACCAGACACCAUGCACACAUCUUUUACCUGGGUCAGUGAUCCUUCAGUUUCCCUGCAAACUUCACAAGACACCCACCGCAACCACACCUCAGUACCGAUACAGCCGAGCAAGAACGGUGCUACAUCUACGGCCCUGAGGCGGAUGCAGCAUCUGAACCUGAUGGGUGGUAGCGAUGACAUCAUCAAACCAGAGAACCCAUCCCGAAAUGGCCGACUUUGGAAACGGACGUUAGCAAACUAUGAGGGGCCUGCCAGAAAAGCUCUGGCUGAUCAAACAGAAAACACCACAGCUUCACCGAUGUCCUCCUCAAAAGUUGUUGGUGUCUUGGCAAGCUCCGAGCCCUACUAUCCACACAGGUCCUCUCCAUUCAGCAGCACAGACAAAACAAAGGCGUUGGUUGCAGUUGUCACACAGAUAGUGUUUCAAGGUCACAAUCUAAUUGUGUGGGACUUGUGCAUUAAAACCGAGUCUUUUAUAGAUGCUGAUUAUGAUAUUCCCUUCCUGGGCGUAGAAGAGGGAGACUCAGGAUUUUCAGAAGGCAGACCAACAGGUUUGGAUGGUGAAAGUUUUGUUCCAAAAGGUGAGCCGGAGGUACAUCUGGAACCAGGAGAAAAUGAAGGGAGUAACUUGGUGGACCCCAGACCGUCUGUAGGGCUCCAAGAGCUGACCCUACUUGACCUGCCACGUGAGCUGGUAGAGACAGGGGUGUUUGAGUCUUACACUUACACAGGAACCUCUUCCCCCCUCAUCAGUUUUAAGCCUUUCAGUCUGAAGCCAGGGAGCAGAUACAUGAUGGAGGUCACUGCCAAAUCCCACAAUUCCUUUCUGGGCCGAACACAGCUCUUCCUGAAAACUAACCCUGCUCCAAGAGGAGUGACCUGCCAGGUGCAGCCUAGCAAAGGGAUGGAGAUGCACACACACUUCAGCAUCUUCUGCACCUCAGGAAAGGAGGAUUUACUGUAUGAGUACAGCUUCGGUAUUGGAGACAAACCCCGUAGGACCCUGUAUCAGGGGCGAGACUUUCAAUACUAUUUCAGCCUGCCGUCUGGAGACCCUGAUGACCACUAUAAAGUAACCAUAUACAUAGAGAUCAGAAGCAGUGGAUCUGGAGCUGUCACCAAACCCUGUCCUGUCACGGUACAAGUCCAACCAUGCCUCAGAACAACCUCCUCUCCUCACGAAGCAGAUCUGGAACUUUCAGAGUCAGGACUGAGGAACCUGUCAGCUCUCGUCCAGUUAGGGAACAGUGUGGAGAUUUGUAACUACAUCAGUCUCCUUUCCAGCAUCCUCAACAGGCUCAGCUUGGACUCUGUUGCCAUCACACGCGUGCAGAUGAAAACACGCAGCGUGCUCAUCUCCACUGUGUGUGAGCUUGAGAUCACUGACCAGGUAUCAAUGUUUGACCACAUCUGUAUUCUCAGAGACCUCGUACAAGUCCCUCAGCAGGUAACAUUAUCAAGUGCCAAACAAGUGACCGAUUACAUUCAGGCCAUUUCGGAGCGAUUUGCUGACCCCGCUGUCCCAGUCCUGCACUACCUUGAUCAGGGGACAGUCAACACACUGGUCACACUGCUGUCAUAUUGCCUGCAGGCUGCGGCCGCUACUGAUGUCGUCAUCCUGGAAACAUUCAAUAAUGAUGACAUAACACAGACAGCAGCUGGGACCGAUUAUCUCACACCUGAUUCAUCUAAUGGCAAAAAUAUCACACAUGCCAAGGUUGACCAAUAUGGAAAGUCAUAUUUUACAGACCAAGUGGCACAACUUGCAACCAGCAGUCUGCAGACUGCUGCAGACCUACUUUUGAGAUACUUUCUCUUCAGUGGGCUUCAGGAGCACAGUAUUAACACCAGUAUCAUGGCCCUGCAUACCACCUACCAAAACCAAGGUCUGACCUCCACCAUUGUCAGCAGUAGUUUAACCACAUUCUACUUGCCGGGAUACCUGCGCCUGCUCCUGUUCAGCCCUGAUGGUGAAGAGACGGGGAAUGGACAACACCAGCAGCCAUGUGUCCUCAGCCAGCUGAGUGUUUUCAGCCAGAACCCUUAUUUCUGGGCCAACACCCAAGCUCAGUUGAAUGGUCCAAUAGUUGACCUCAGUUUCUACAGAUGCAGCACACGAAGAAAGAUCCCACUUGUCUCUCUCCCUCAGCCAGUUAAUAUUGAAUUCCAACAACCUCCCAGAAAUAACAGCUCCAUGAAUAAGUACAUCUUCCUGAGGAGCCAGAUAAACUACCACAGCCUCAAUAUCACCCAGCAGUACUUGCAACAGGCCAUCCAGCUCAGUGUAACAUUCAUGCCGCCACCCACCAAGACAUUUCCCAUCAUGCUCCUAUUCAGGAUGUUUGAGAGGCCCACGCCAAGCUUGUACCAUCUCCAAAGGACAUAUCAAUGGGAGGCUAAUACCAUUCACAUCACACUGCCUCCAUCCUACCUCAGUGUUGCAGGUGUAGGCUACCUGGCCCUGUUAAAUGCGGACUAUGGGAAGCCCAGCAGGCACAAAUACCAGAGUAAACAGGUCAGCUACAGUCUCACAUUUGAGGCGAGCCUGUGUUUGUCUUGGGAUGGACACCAGGGGACCUGGACAGACCAAGGCUGUGCAACACAGCAAGGAGAGACAAGUGCAGCAGUCAACUGCAGUUGCAACCAGUUGAGGUCACUGACUGUGAUCCGGCAGCACAUCCAGACCAAUAAUGACACGACAGGGCUGGAUCAGUACUUAAGCGUGGCCAAUGAUCUGACAGUGGUUGGUGUGCUGGUGGUGUGUGUUUGCCUGUAUGUCCUGGGACUGGGGAUGUGUAGGAGAGCUGACGUUGUCUCUGAGAAGAAUGGGAGGGUCCAUUACCUUUCUGACAACUGUCCAACAGACCCCUUCCUCUAUACUGUCACCAUCCGCACCGGGCUUUGCUCUGCUGCCAGCAUGACUGCCAGGGUGUACAUGGUACUCUAUGGGGAGAAUGGCGUCUCACAGACCAGAGAACUCCAAGUCCCAGAAUGCCCUAUAUUCAGGAGGAACUCUCAAGACACUUUCAUACUCAGUGCAGCGGACAGCUUAGGUGAACUGUGGGGGAUUCUUCUCUGGCAUGACAACUCAGGACCCUCUCCAAGAUGGUACCUCCAACGAGUGGAAGUGUCUGAGAUUAGCCGAGGCCAUGGGAAGGUGCGAUCCUGGCUUUUCCUUGGCCAGUGCUGGCUGGCUGUUGGCGAGAGUGACGGUUGUGUCGAGAGACAGCUCAGGGUUUGCACUCAAGCUUUAGGUUUUGCCAAGCUGCUGCAUUUCCAUCUAUGGGACUACCUGGCUGACUUCCACCUCUGGGUGUCUGUGUACAGCCACCACUCCCCUAGCUCCUUCACACACACUCAACGCCUCAGUAUUUGUCUCCUGCUACUGCUGGGGUACAUGUGUGUCAACGCACUUGUCAUUUCAAAAAUGGAGGAACAAUGGACCUUCGAAUUAGGAUUCAUUGAUGUGUCUGCUGUUUCCUUGAAGACGGGAGUAUUGAGUGUGCUGGUAGUAUUGCCAGCAGCUAUAAUGGUUUCCUUUCUGUUUUGUUUGCGUGAAGUAGAGCCUGGGUUCAAAUCUUCCUUCCUCCAUUCCUAUCUCUCUUUCGCUCUCCUCUCCUUUUUUUCAGAUUCACAUCUGCCUUGGAAUGGGCUUCAGCUGUGGGCACAGGAAGCAUGGGGGAAAAAACAGCAGAGCCAAGACCUGGUCUCAGAUAAAGAUGAAGAAGCUAUGAUUCAGAUAGAACCAAUUACCCAGAGGGAGAAAGAUUUGUCAAAUCAAGGCAGUCCAGACCUAGGACUUCAAGGUCUAACCACUCAAGGGGACACGGGAGAUCUGAUAACUUUGGGGAAAGAAAAGGAUCUGAUAAACCAAGGGAGAAUAAAUGUCUUGAACAGUAGGAGUGUUGGGAGUCCAGUGAUCAAGACUGAUAACAGGACUUCAGUGUCUGUGGCAGGCAAGGAUCUAGUCCUUCAGAAAGAUUUGAUGCAUCAGCAUCAACAACUGACUCGUGGGAGAGAUAAGAACCAAAUCAUCCCCUGCGACAAGGAUCCAGUGACUCAGAUGGUCACAGCAACCCAAACGAAUAUGAGUCUCAUGAUUCAGGAAGACACCGAUCCUGUCACCCAGGUGAUUGGCUCCUCAAACUCCAGUGGUUUUGAGGAUGGCCACCACAACCCCAGCAGGAUGCUUGGCAGCAGUGAUGGUAGUGACAGAUGUCACCACCAGGAAGAGUACUCUGACUGCAGCUGUGGUUCCCAAGCCAAAUGCAGCCUGAGGAGAGUCAGAGGAAUAACCCGCUGGUGUCACUACCUGGGCUGGCUGCUGUGUCUGCUGCUGUCCAUCGCCUGUCUGGUGCUAACUGCUGUGUUCGGAACAAGGUUUUGCAGCGGUAAGGUUCUGCUAUGGACUCACUCCCUCUUUUUCUCACUGCUCUCCUGUAUCUUCCUCAUCCAGCCGGCAUUGAUAUUCAUAGUAGCAGCGGGGGUUUCCUUUUGGUACAGAGAGAGGCGAGACUUUUACCAUUUCUCUAUUACCCCGGGAUGUAAUAUCGAGGCUUUGAAACUGUUGAGCCAAGACAGUGCUUAUCAACCAAAUCUCCAGCACAGCCCAUUAAGAUACCCUCAGGAGAAGUAUUUACACUUUGAAAAGCUGCUGGUAGCUCGUAAGCGAGCCCGGUACCUGCGUCUUGUGCGCCCGCCCAGUCCAGCAGAGCUGAGGAAGAUUCGUGCAAAGAAGAGAAAAGAGACUCUCAUCCAUAAAACACUCAGGGAAUGGUCAAUCUCUGUUUCGAUGCUGCUACUUAUGCUUUGUAUAAACAAUGGCAGUUUCUCCACUGACCAAUACCAACUCAACAAAGAUGUUAGAGUACAGUUCACCAGUGACCCACAUAAUUCCUUUCUUUCAAUCGGAGACCACAAUGAUUGGUGGACCUGGACUCAGACCAGUCUGUUAGAUGUGCUGUACAAGAAGGCAUCUACCACAACCAAGGCUCACGUCGUUCAGAGAGCGCACAUACUGAUCGGGGAGCCGGUCCUUUGGAAGGUGGAAGUGGCUAACUCAUCUCAGUGCUGGAUCCCUAGUGCGAUGGCGGACAUGACCCCAGACUGUCUGUCUGUAUUGUGGUCUGAAGCCUGCAGUAACUUGGACUCUGCUGUAGUGUUAAACAUGGCAGCCUCUCAACAGGUAUGCAGCCAUUUCGGCUGCUACUCAGGACCAAACGCCACUGUUGGCCUCGGCCGAACAAGGGAUGAGGCAUUGUCCCGACUGAGGUCUCUGCAUUCAGGCAGCUGGCUGAGCAGACAGACGGUGGCAGUGAAAGUCCAGAUCACCUUGUACACCCCUGCAGCAAACCUUUUCACCAGUGUGACCCUGCUGACUGUGCAGAGCCCCACCGGUAUCUUGCUGCCAUCUGCUGCCGUUCAGUCAGCCAGGAUCCAUCACAAUGUGUUUGCAUGGGACUAUAUCAUUAUGGUCUGUCAGCUCCUCUUCCUCCUCAUCACUCUGCUGCAGCUCUGCCAUCAGGUCUGCUCAGCAGGGCAACAAGGGCUGAUGGGAUACUUGAGGACACCCUGCAAUUGUCUGGAGGUCAGUCUGCUGCUAGUAAUCCUAGUGUACUAUAUUUAUUACAUCUGUCACUCCGUUAUUAUCUUCGAGGUUGUGGACCUGCUACUCAGACAUAACUACAGAGAGCAUGUUGACAUCAGCCUCCUGGCCUCAUGCCAAAAGCAUAUCUGUACUUUACGUGGCCUGAUGCUCUUCCUGCUUUCAAUAAGGUGUGUGGGUUUGCUGAGAGUCCACAGGGUGACGGCUACAUCUGCUAUAAUAUUCCAGCUGUCACUCUCCAGCCUCGUUUGGCCAAUGGUUUUAUGUCUUAUCCUGGUGGUGGGGCUAUCCUGCUUGGGCAACCUGCUGUUCAUUCAAAGGUCUUGGGCAUUUAGGUCCAUUCCUGUCUCUCUUCAGACCCUGCUGUCUCACUACCGGGGCCUCAGGGGCUUCACAGGCCUCAGGGGCUUCUUUCUGUCAGGGCAGGAUCCUGUACAGUCUCCUGCCAGCCUGUCAGAAACCAUUUACCAUGGAGCUCUCUGUCUCACCUCCACUCUGCUGUGGACGGCAGUGCCUGUAGUUGUGGUGUCAUCAGUGGUUAAAGCUGCUAAAAGAACCAAUCGUAGGAGAGACGUCGUUACGCUGUCAGAGAUAGCCAUCUACAUCAGAGACAAGCUCUCUGCGCUCCUUGGCCAAAAAAGGCUGACACGUACAGAUAUCCGCAUCGCAAGGAGGGACUACUAUUUUGAGGAGUUUGAGAUCUUGGUGGAUGAGCUGUUGUUCAGACUCAAUACUCUUAAUGAUAGCCUGCACCACACCCUGCCACCCAAGGUCCACCACUACAGGGAGCACACCUCUUCUGUCUCCCCCAUACAGAGGCCCCCUAGCCUGUGCUCUGCUCUAAGCAUAAAUUGGGUCAUGAAAGGGGAGAUGACGCUGAAUGGCAGCUUCGACACUUGUCUUUCUCACAGUGAAGAACACUCAUCUGCGUCUCACCUGCUUAGGUCCCAGGUUGGAUUUGAGACCAUCCAAUGCCUGCAGCAAAGACUCCAUAGGCAAAAUAGUUUCUACCAGGACCAAGAUGUCAUAUCUGAUGGAGGGUCUCUGCAAACUAGCGACAGAUCUGAAGGGAACCAAACAAAAUACGACUCUCAUCAUGAAGAUGGUGACCCUCGCACAUCCCUAGGGGGACAAACCUGCCUCUUCCUCCCAGUGUCCCUAACUGGGGCUGGGACAGGAGGCCAUCAAUCUAGUGGGUGGUCAGCAAAUCAGUUGGUUCAGAAUAUGGCUCUGACAAAUCAAAUCAGUCACCUGACUAAGACUGCUGAUAGUGGUUGGUUGAGUUCAAGGGCUUGCAAAAACCCAAGAAGCCAAGCCAACAGUCAUUUACAUAGGACAGACAUUGUUUCAGUUGCACAGGCCACCAGGCACUCACGUACAGCAGUAGUGGUGGAGGUUAUGGUCCAUGAGAUACCUCAGAGAGAGGAGUUUGAGAAUCUGCAGGACCCAUUACAUGAUCUAUUGAACCCAGAGCAAAGGAUAGCCUGACAGUGCUGAUUCAAGGAUAGGACCAAAAACCUGGAAGCCCACAAAAAUCUAAUUUUAUGAUCCUUUCUUAUCAUGUCAUAGUCCUGUAUUUCCUCAUUCUAAUAGUUUUUCAUUGGGCACACCCUCAGCUUCAAGCCUUUUAUUUCAUAAAAGAGAUUGGACAUAUAACCUGAUAAUAUAAAAACCAAUAGGAUUGCCUUAAAAGGGAAAUCUGACAAUGUCACACUGUAGUUCCAAUACGUCCGGGGGGUUUGAACAUGUGUAUUAUCAGAAAUACUUUUUAUGUGUCUCAUUCAUGCUCAUACAUAUGCUAUUUCUCUGCUCAGGUCAUUUGCAUUCCCCUAAUGCCCACACAAUGAAGUUUCAUCUGAUGUGAUCUUGUAAAGCGGGCAAAAGGAUUUUUUUUUUCUAUUUGAUGUUGACUGGUUUGGUCUGUAAAUAUUUGUCAACUACUGUGACACCGUAACCAUGACACAGGGUACUUAGCUGAGGGACUGAAAUAGGAUGCACCUUUAUUGCUUUGGAUGUUGUAUGAAAUGUACGUGUGUGGACACUUGAAAUGCUGCACUAGAUUAUAAUGUAACCAAUUAUUCAAAUAAAGUAACAUUUAAUGAUUUUCAAAGUCUUUCCAAGCUAUCAGCCUACUGUAAUUACAAGAAUGACAUCAGAAUAUGUGGCAAUUCAAAAUAUCAAGUUAUGGAAAUAUUUUGAUGAGAUGUUAGAGACAAUUUCACAAUGGUAAUUGUUAUGGGAGAGGGUGUUGCUGGUGCAGAAGCAUCUUACGAAGAACAUACAACACAUACACUUUGUCCAGACAUUGAUAGUCCCAAUUAUUUACAGUCAAAUUAUUUUUGGAUCUAUUUUUGGAGCUAUUUCAAGUUAAAUAAAAUUCUCCU
Molecule: messenger RNA, 11150 nt
Organism: Lampris incognitus (smalleye Pacific opah)
Lineage: Eukaryota; Metazoa; Chordata; Actinopteri; Lampriformes; Lampridae
Product: polycystic kidney disease 1 like 1
Exons: 55
Coding region: 1-10254 (3417 amino acids)
Biological process (GO): detection of mechanical stimulus
Cellular component (GO): membrane
Molecular function (GO): protein binding; calcium channel activity
Source: RefSeq, a predicted model, not a curated record